Molecule: messenger RNA, 1831 nt
Organism: Poecilia latipinna (sailfin molly)
Lineage: Eukaryota; Metazoa; Chordata; Actinopteri; Cyprinodontiformes; Poeciliidae
Gene: cadm2b
Product: cell adhesion molecule 2b
Exons: 11
Coding region: 416-1642 (408 amino acids)
Biological process (GO): homophilic cell-cell adhesion
Source: RefSeq, a predicted model, not a curated record
GUUCGAAACUGAUAUAACAAAGUAACCGUGUACUCUGUGAAAUUGUUUACCGGAGAUCCGAAGUAUGUCUAGGUGUUUUUCAUUGGCGAAGCGUCUUCAUUAGUCAAAAGGCGUGGGCGGGACUCUAGCUCUCUGCAGCGAGUCAAAGUGAAAGCAAUAAAGGGAAGCAGGAGCUGCACUUUGCCGACGAGCAUCUCUGCCGUCCUGCUUCACCACAGUCAUCACUGCCCCCUCUGAUCAGCGAAAACACACAGGGACUCCUGCAAAAACGGCAGAGUUCGUCAAUGUAACUCGGGUCAGUCAGAAACUGCGCCGUUCAGCUGGAUAAGUCCAAUCUUGGCAGAAGAGAGGGAAAAAAAAAUUAAAAAGAGAGAGUGGAGUGUUGGCGUAAAAUUGUGCAGGAAAAGAGAAGAAUAUGAUGCUCAAGCAGCACUUGAUCUUCAUCCUCUACAGCCUCUGCGCGAGCGUCUUUAAAGUGGCUGGGACAAAAAGCAAAGCGAAAGGUAGCCAGGGUCAGUUCCCCAUCACUCAGAAUGUGACGGUGGUGGAGGGGGGCACAGCCAACAUGACCUGUCGUGUGGAUUACAAUGAUAACACUUCCCUCCAGUGGUCAAACCCUGCACAACAAACUCUGUUCUUUGGGGACAAGAAAGCUCUGAGGGAUCACAGAAUUGAGCUUGUACGAGCCACGUCACAGGAGCUCACCAUCAGAAUCAAUGACGUCAGCCUGUCAGACGAGGGCCAGUAUACAUGCUCACUCUUCACCAUGCCUGUCAAGACAACCAAGGCCUUCCUCACUGUUUUAGGAGUGCCAAGUCGGCCAGAAAUCACAGGAUUUACCAAGCCAGCCAUGGAGGGAGACGAAAUCACCCUGACAUGCAUCACAUCAGGCAGCAAACCUGCUGCCAACAUUCGGUGGUUCCGAAAUGACAAGGAGGUCCAAGGCGCCACAGAGGUCAACGCUACAGGAAAAUCCUUCACAGUAAGGAGUAGCCUCCUGUUCCAGGUGGACAAGCGGGAUGAUGGCGUUGCUUACACCUGCAGUGUGGAGCACGUGUCUCUGUACAAACCCUACCUGACGACUGAGGUCCUGGAGGUUCACUAUGCUCCUCAGCUGGAAAUCACACAUUCACUGAUAAUUCCACAGGAAGGACAAUACUUCAAACUGGAGUGUGUCUCCAUAGGCAACCCAAUACCUGAACCAGUGCUCUGGUCUAAAGAUGGAGGAGAGCUGCCAGACAUUGAGCGCAUGAUUGUGGAGGGCAGAGAGCUGACCAUCACGACACUAAACAAAACAGACAAUGGCACAUAUCGCUGUGAGGCCAGCAACCAUGUGGGGACCAGCUUUGCUGAAUAUAUUCUGUUUGUAUAUGCCAAAGACUUUCCAGGGCCUACAACAGAUCCUAAUGCUUUAGGACAACGUGGACCUGACCACGCUUUAAUCGGCGGGGUUGUUGCAGUCGUGGUCUUCAUCACCUUGUGUUUGAUAAUAGUUCUUGGAAGAUAUCUGGCUAGACAUAAAGGAACGUAUCUAACACAUGAGGCCAAAGGAGCAGAGGAUGCCCCCGACGCUGACACGGCUAUUAUCAACGCUGAGGGAAACCAUGUGCAUGCAGAGGAAAAGAAGGAGUACUUCAUUUAGACCUCUGGCUUCUUUCUCCUUCGUUUCAAUGUUCAACAAGAGACAUGCAAUUUCGAGCUGCCUCAGUGUUACAACAUGAUCUGGGUUUUACUCUUCAUUUAUCUUUUUUUCCAGAAAACUCCUGCUUGGUUUAACUUGACUUUAAAAUAGCGUUCUCCUUUUGUAAUCAAUACAAACUAAUGGUUGGAU